CUUUUGUUACAUUAAAAAUAUCAAAUGAGUUCCCAAGUAUCAAAAGCAAGGACGCCAUAUAAUAGAAAAGGUAUACGAAGUCAUGGUAAAGGUGGAUAUCAACCUACUCCUGGAUCUGUACUUCCUAACAAGAUGAAAGAUGAAUUGGACGAACUUGAACCAGAUACUGAAGAUACUCGCAAAUUUAGCAAAAAGUAUGUCAACAAGGCAGCCAAUAGAAAGGAACUUCGAAAACAAAAACGGUUAGACAAGGGAAAACGACGACAAGACUAUCAACAACAUCAAAAGACCUAUGGUAAACGAACAACAGUGGAAGAUGUAGGAUCUACCAAACGACAAAAAACAAACAAACAAGAUAAACCGAAAAAUCAACAACCGACAAAGAAUAACCAACAGGAAAAGACAGAUCAACAAGCUAUGCAAGAUCUCGCUCGUACUAAUCCUCACCUCUACUCUCUCUUGGAUGCCGACCAAUUGAUCAACAAUGAUACAACAACAGAUCCUCGCCUUCAUCAAGAUGCUUUUGCUGAAGAUGAUCAAUACAUUGCCUAUUGGGAGAAAAAGCUGAAAAUUGACAAAAACAAAACGUUGGGAAAGGCUUUUGUUGACGAUGGUUUGAUGGAUAUUUUGGGUGACCUCGGUAAUCAAACUGAGGAUCAUACUGGAACUUCUUUUGAUGAUUUGGAGUAUUUGCGACAAAAACGAUUAAAGAAGAAACAACAAGUACAAGAUGAAAAAUGGGAACAAGAUGCUGAAAAUGCUGUGGAUGACUUGUUGGAUGGUUUGGAAUCUGAAGAAGAAGAAGAAGAAGAGGAAGAAGAAGAGGAAGAAGAAGAAGAAGAGGAAGUAAAAGAAGAUGAUGAUAUGACUGGGUUUGAUAUGGAACAAAGUGAUUCUGAUCAAGAAGAUGUAGAAAAUGAACAAUUGGAUUCUGAUAUGGAAAAUAAAGAUAUUGAGAAGAACAAGGAGCCAGCUCCAUCUACUGCUUCGACAGUAGCUACUAAAUACAUCCCUCCUCAUUUACGCAAAAAGGCAAGCACCAAAACGGAACAACAAUUGCGCUUACAGAAACAAAUUCAAGGUUUACUCAACAAAUUGAGUGAAAGCAAUAUGGAAACCAUUCUAUUAGAAAUUGAAAAGUUAUAUGGUGAUUAUCCAAGAAAUGAUGUCAACUCUACCAUCACAGAACUUAUUCUUACUUCGAUUGCUCAAAAAUCAAAUCUUUUGGAUUCUUUUGUUAUCACUUAUGCAACCAUUGUGGGUAGUUUAUAUCGAUUGAUUGGGAUUGAAUUUGCUGCUUAUUUUGUCCAAACGUUGAUGGAAACUUUUGAAAAGAAUUACAAGUCAUCACAAACUGCCAUCGCUAGUGGUCAAGAUCAAGGGGAAGAAGGACCUAUGGGUGCUCGUGAAACCAAGAAUUUGUUGACUUUGACUCUGGAACUUUACAAUUUUCAAGUGAUUUCAUGUAUUCUUGUGUAUGAUUUAGUCCGACUUUUGAUUGAAAACAUGGAUGAACAAAGUGUGGAAUUAUUACUCAAGAUAGUACGAACUUGUGGUGCUCAAAUGCGAGCAGAUGAUCCAGCUUCAUUGAAGGAUAUCAUUGAUGAAAUUCAAAAACAAAGCAAUAAAAAGGAUCCAGCUUCUAUAUCCACUCGACAUAAAUUCAUGCUUGAAACCAUUACCAAUGUCAAGAACAAUAAAUUCAAAAGUGGUGAAAUGGCGGCAAGACAAAGUGAUAAGGAUAUGGUAUUGAAAAUGAAGAAAUUCUUGAAUGGAUUAGGCAAAAAACGAACAGUUCGUAGUGCGGAACCCUUACGAGUUAGUCUUCAAGAUAUUCAUGAUAUUGAUACUAAAGGCAAAUGGUGGUUAGUGGGUGCUUCUUGGAAAGCGAAUCUUGUUGGUACUGAAAGUGAACAUAAUAAAAAAACCUCACAAAAGUUGGCUUCUGAUUUGAAAAAGGAUCAAUCUCUUCAAGUGGCAUUACUUAAAUUGGCAAGAAAACAAGGAAUGAACACAGAUAUUCGACGAAGUAUCUUUGUUUCUAUCAUGGGCGCAGAGGAUUAUUUGGAUGCUUUCGAAAAAUUGAUGAAAUUGGCAUUAACUGAAGUUCAACAACGUGAAAUCCCUCGUGUAUUAUUACAAUGCACUGGCAAUGAAAAGACGUUCAAUCCAUUCUAUAUGUAUGUUAGUCAACGUUUAUGUCAAUUCAGCCAUUCAUACCGAGUGACGUAUCAAUAUUGUUUGUGGGACUUUUUACGUGAUCUUGGACAAACUGAAGUGGGAGGAUUGGAACGCAACAAUAGUAGCACUCUGGACCAAAAAGCCAUUCGUAUCAGUCGGAUCGUGAAUGUUGGGAAAUUUUAUGCACAUCUUUUAGCCAAACAGACAUUGACAUUGACGAUCCUUCGCACCAUCAACUUUAUGUCAUUGACACGCAAUGCACAAGUAUUUUUGGACGUGUUGUUUGCCCAUCUUUUACUCCAAUUAGGUGAAACGGAUGAUCUCAAACAAGUGUUCCUCAAGAUAUGUCAUUUACCCACCUUGGCUCAAGGGGUGAUGUUACAUUUGCAAGGCUCAUUAUUGGAAGGUAACCGGACUGGUUUGACUGAACAAGAAAUGGAAAUUGUACAAGAACGAUGUCGUUUGGUCAAGAUCAUUUUGAAAACUGCUUCAUCCUCAUCCUCUUUAGAUUAAUAGUUUAGUGUUGUUAGUGAUAUAAAACAUAUUCAUCAUCAUUUUUUUUUUUUUUUUGUAUUUUU
This is a messenger RNA of Halteromyces radiatus, 2759 nucleotides long. RefSeq lists its product as uncharacterized. The record is from RefSeq and is a predicted model, not a curated record. Bases 25 to 2694 code for a protein of 889 amino acids. Gene Ontology annotation, cellular component: nucleolus. The transcript has 11 exons. Gene Ontology annotation, molecular function: RNA binding; protein binding. Gene Ontology annotation, biological process: ribosomal small subunit biogenesis. Lineage: Eukaryota; Fungi; Mucoromycota; Mucoromycetes; Mucorales; Cunninghamellaceae.